CAUUCCUUCACCCUCAUUUCGAGCAACCAUGGCACGACGAGACAGUGUAACCGCUCAGAAGACCAGAAGGCAGUCCGUGAAGCUGCCACAUGAAGGCCAUUUAUCCGCUUCCUCCUUCAGUACUCGACUCACCAGCAAAGGAGAACGCCCUCAAGGCAUCAAGAAGGGACAAAAGCAAAACCCUCCUCGACGGAGCACCCGUUUGGACCGCUUGGUUGACGGGACUCAAGUAAAAGGCAGGGAGCAGCCUCUGCCAUCUCCAGUCAGCGACAUUAAAAGUCCUAAUAGUGCGCACACACCUCGUAACCCUCUACCAUCGAAGCCUCCGAAGCGGAAACGGGAAACUGAACAGCAACUAAACCCGCCCUCUCCAAAACGACCGCGAACAUCUUGUCCUAGCCCCUCUGUUCAGGACGUAGAUUCUGUUACAUAUUGGACGGAGACAUACCACUGGCCGCCAGGAUACUUCAAUGAAAGUGGAGAAAUGAGUCACUUGUUGGCGAGAAAGAAAUCUACCACCUCACUUCGCCGAAAGCGGUCGGAUAGCGAGUCUGGCGCACCCAGCUCAACUACACCGAGUGACCAAAAGUCAAGGGAGGAGAAGAGUGCUCCUUAUCGAGACCCACGUUACAGGGUCCUACUCGAGGCUAUGGGAAGCUAUAUGGACAAGUCCGAUCUAGACAUCACCAAAGAAGGCAAAGCUCUCUGUCGGAACUUGUUGGCGAAGAAGCAAACGACCCCCAAGGAUUCUAUAUUCUCCGAUGACGUGUUUGAGAAAGCCUGCAGAAAGUUCCAAGACAGAAAUGAGGCAAGGGUGAUCCAGGAUAUAUCUCGACUAAUCGUCCCAUCUACGGAAACGCUGGCUACAUUCGGUGCCCAACAUCUCGAUAAACUGACUGAGAGCGUCAAUGAGGGUUGGAACAGUUCAAUUCCUGUUACCAAAACACGACCUCAACCAGACUACUCUGUGGGUUUCAAACGUUCUGCAUUUACGGACGACCAGCUCAAGAAACUUCAGCCAUUCGUUGGCGACCUCACCGACAACUCCUUCUUCAUGGGUACGUGGUAUAUGUACUUCCCCUUCUUCUCGAGCGAAGUGAAGUGCGGUGCCGCCGCACUCGAUGUGGCAGAUCGACAGAACGCGCACAGCAUGACGCUCGCUGUUCGAGGAGUCGUGGAACUGUUCCGGCUCGUGAAGCGCGAGAAAGAGCUUCAUCGGGAGAUCCUCGCCUUUUCCAUCUCGCACGAUCACCGAUCAGUGAGGAUUUAUGGCCAUUAUCCCGUAAUCGAGGGCAAAAAGACUACGUUCUACCGUCAUCCCAUUCGUACUUUCGACUUUACUGAAUUGGAUGGUAAAGAGAAAUGGACGGCGUACAAGUUUACCAAGAGUGUCUAUGAUACCUGGAUACCUGCUCAUUUCAAAAAGCUUUGCUCGGCAAUCGAUGCAAUACCACCCGAUAUACAUUUUGAAGUCUCGGAAGAAUCUGAACUACAAUUCCCCUCAUCAUCUGGACUUUCACAAGGACUGGAAAGCCACCACCUCUCGGACUCAGGAGCAACAAGUGACGACGAGCUGAGGCUCCUCGAUCCUCAGGAAGUGACACCAGAAACUUCUGUUACUCAACCAUCAGAACAAGCGACAUUCAAGAAACCAAAGAAGAGAUGAGACUCGGUAUUCACAUGGCUAGAGAACUUCUGGAGAUAGAAAGGUCGGAUUGAGGCAAAAUCAUUUCGACGAUGUUACUGUCUCACAAUCUGCUAUUAUCAUGGUGUUCGGGAACAAGUUUGGUCCGAAUGGAGAGUCACUCGUACACAGGAGAAAGAAAUUCUGGAUAUGAUUUAUUUGUGAAUAGUUUAUGCGAAUUACUUCGCUGGGGUGAUACGUCCUUUCGGACAUGCCUCCUGAACGUUAUCUCUCCCCCUUCAAACAGGUUGAUAUCGUGAUUGUAUUCUCUUGUCUACAGUAGGCUUCGUGUUGCAGCCUGGAGAAAGUGUGAGAGAAGGGAGAAAUCCAAAAACCAUAAAAGUAGUAAGUUAGAUCAGGC
This is a messenger RNA of Exophiala oligosperma, 2045 nucleotides long. RefSeq lists its product as uncharacterized. The record is from RefSeq and is a predicted model, not a curated record. The coding region runs from base 29 to 1666 and encodes 545 amino acids. The transcript has 2 exons. NCBI's taxonomy places the organism in Eukaryota, Fungi, Ascomycota, Eurotiomycetes, Chaetothyriales, Herpotrichiellaceae.